UGUCCAGGUUUCUUGGUAUUAUUAUUAUUCUAUGACAGUACGAACGAACAGUAGAUAAAUAAUAAUGUAAUGAACCACUGAAUACAUUUCUAGCUUAUACUCGAAAAAUAUUGUAGUUACUUUUUAGUUUCAAUGAUAACCAGUGACGAAAAAAAAGAAGUGUUUGAUACACGCAUCUUUGUAGGGUCGGUUUCAAGUUAACUCCAACUAAUGGUCCUGUAAAUAAUCUAUUUAGAAAACAAAUAUGGCCUCAUCGAGUAAACAGUUGGAACCAUAUCAGGUCAACAGUGAAACAUUGGAGGAACAGAGGCGUCAACUCAGAUGUAUAAAUAGGCGUUGUACUUAUGGAAAUACUCUGAUCAAUGCGAUGAAAUUUGUAUGCAUUCACUAUGGUGUUGAUUACAAACCUGGCAAAGAGGUUUGCAUGACCUGUUUUACUGAAUGUCUUAAACAUUAUAAGCAUCUCGAAAAGAAAUGGAAAGAUGGAAAAUGUAUUAUGGAUACCAGUUUCCCAAGUUUUGAUUCAUACGUAGUUAUUGAUGAUUCAUCGUCAAGCGAAGGAGAAGAAGAAGAAGAAGAAGAAGAAGAAGAUUUAGAACCAAAACCUAGUACUUCUAAGAUGAGUUCAUUUCCUGACCAAGAUGUUCAAAAUGCUAUCAAGAGUGCAGUCACUUUUUUUUUUAAUAAAAACCAAUGUUUCUUUGAGCAUCAAGUUAAACUAUGCAACAAAUAUAUUGAUCAAGGAAUAAACCAAUGUUUGAUUGAUGCGGAUGAAAUAGAUAAACUUGCUUCUGAUUUAGAAAAUCAAAUGGCAUCAUUAAGAAAAGAAAUAUAUGACCCAUAUCAACCAAUUAUAACAGAUUUAGAAACUGUGGACAUCAAUAAGUUGGAGGAGAAUAUAGAUAAGAAACAAGAAGUCAUGAUGUCUCGAGAAGAAAUCAUCGAGCUUAUGCAGGAAAACAAGAUGCCUAAAGAAGCCAAAAGGAUUAAGCUAGACAAAUUUAAUAAGGAAGAUGUUAUCACUAUGAAUUCAACGGUUUGUGUUACACCAAAUAGUUUACCUAAAGAAGGAGAUUUAGUUUAUACUAAUAUUGUGAGUGGACAAGCUGUAUAUGCAAUGAAGUUAAGUAUAAAAGAUCCAUGGUAUAGAAGUAAAGUCAAAACUGUAGUUGAUGAAGAUUAUGUACAUGUCACUUUUCAAACUGGUGAAAAGUUAUUGACAACAAAACAAAUUGCAUACACUUCACUGAGUUCAGUCAGAUUUCCUGUGGGUUGCAGAGUAAUAGCUAAGUUUACUGAUCUUAAUUCUAAACGUGUCGAUGAUUUUUAUGCUGGUAUAAUAGCGGAACCUCCAAAAAUAGUUAAUAAUUUUCGAUAUUUGAUUUUUUUUGAUGUUGGUUAUGUUCAAUAUCGAAAACACAAUGAUAUUCGUUUAAUUGUACGUGAAAUAAAUCCAUGCGAUGUAUGGGAAGAUGUAGACUUAAAUUGCCGUGAAUUUAUAAAGAAUUAUUUAKAAAAGUAUCCUGAGCGUCAAAUGGUUAAGUUGACUGAUCAACAUUUAGUACGAGCAGAAUUCCAAAACCAGUGGUAUACGGCGAAAGUGGUUGAAGUUGAUGCAUCUUUGGUCAAAUUAUAUUUUUACGAUUUUAGACAUAGUGAAUGGAUAUAUCGUGGUUCUUCACGUUUGUAUAAUAUUUUUGAAAAACAGAGCAAAUCUGAAAAAGGCAUUCGGUUAAGACAAUCUGGACUAGCUUAUUUAAAAAAACCAUUUGUGGAAUUCACAAGUGUAGAAGAAGAGCCCUCUCGCCUUUUAGCUAAAGGCGUAGCACGUAAAAGUACCAGUAAAAAUUCAACCAAUGGUGAGGGAACUCAAAAAUGUAAUAAAAAUAAGGCCGUUACUAAGGUUAUYGACCUAAUAUUGCCUAAAUCUGUUCCUAAUCCAAUUAAAUAUAGAAAACACAAAUGUAACCCUAAAUGUAUUGCAUGGACAUUUUAUAGCUAUGCGAGAACUAGGAAAAUCAGUAUGUUGACUAUUCCAUUAUAUUUUGGUUUCGUCAGGUAUUUAGCAUUAUUUAAUAAUACUCAAAAAUGUAUUCUAUACAAAACCCCUUGUGGUGUAACUAUUCGAAAUAUGAAACAGAUGCUGGAAUAUCUUGUUGUUACCAAAAGCACAAUGACUAUUGAUCAAUUUGAUUUUAAUAGUUGGGUCAAACCGUUUGCAGAAUAUAAAGUUAUGAAAAGUGUGCAAUUUUUAAAUGAUAUAUCUGAAGGCAAAGAAUUUAGGGGAAUACCAUGUGUGAAUACUAUUAACAGUACAUUACCACCAAAAAUGGAAUACAUGACUACUAGACAACCAAUGCCAGGUGUUAACAUAAAUGUAGAGAGUGAAUUCUUAUGUGGAUGUGACUGUACUGACAACUGUCAAGAUAAAUCGAAAUGUGCUUGUUGGCAGAUGACUAUAGAAGGACAGAAGAUUUUACCUAAUCUUUACAAAGAUCCAAACAUUGGUUACAAUUAUCGAAGACUGCCCGAACGUGUUUUAACAGGUAUAUAUGAAUGCAAUAAAACAUGUAAAUGCUCMAGUUCAUGUUUAAAUCGUGUAGUACAGAACCCAUUGUCACAAAAGUUACAAUUAUUUAUGACUGAGAAAAAAGGAUGGGGUGUACGAUGUUUGAAUGAUAUACCUCAGGGAAGUUUCAUAUGUAUUUAUGUUGGUUAUUUGUUGACUGAAACUGAUGCUAAUGAAGGUGGGAAAAAUUAUGGCGAUGAAUAUUUGGCAGAAUUAGAUUAUAUUGAAGUUGUUGAAAAAAUAAAAGAAGACUAUGAGAGUGAUGUAUCUUUCAGUGACCAUGAAAAUGAAAUUGAGGCAUAUCAAUCCGAAUCGUCUGAUGAACCAUAUCCUAGUACAUCUGAUGGUAGAGGAUCUGAAAUGACAUUAAGGUUACGCAAACGUGAAAAAAUUAAAAUUAAAAAUGAUGAUAAACAUGUACAAAAUUUAUCCAAAUUAGAUGCAAAUAAUAUGAAAAACAACCCUGAACCACCACCAAAAUCAAUGCGUGAAUACUUUGGAGACAAUGAGAGCGUAUAUAUCAUGGAUGCCAAAACUAGUGGCAACAUUGGACGUUAUUUAAAUCAUUCAUGUUCUCCUAAUACAUUUGUUCAAAAUGUAUUUGUGGAUACACAUGAUUUGCGAUUUCCUUGGGUAUCAUUUUUUGCUCUUCAUUAUAUACAGGCUGGGACUGAAUUAACUUGGGAUUAUAGCUAUGAUAUAGGAAGUGUUCCAGGAAAAAAUAUGAAAUGUCAUUGCGAGUCUGCUUACUGUAGAGGGAGAUUGCUUUAAAUAGUUAUAAAUUAGUUAACUUGAAUGAUAAAUCAUGAGGCUGAAACAAUAUGUAAUUACUAAUUGGAUAUAAUUAUUGAGAAUUUUUUUUUUUUUACAAUUAUUAUGCGAUAA
Messenger RNA from Diuraphis noxia (Russian wheat aphid), 3454 nucleotides. RefSeq names its product SET domain bifurcated histone lysine methyltransferase eggless (gene egg). Gene Ontology annotation, biological process: heterochromatin organization; negative regulation of gene expression. Gene Ontology annotation, cellular component: nucleus. Lineage: Eukaryota; Metazoa; Arthropoda; Insecta; Hemiptera; Aphididae. Gene Ontology annotation, molecular function: DNA binding; protein binding; histone H3K9 methyltransferase activity. The record is from RefSeq and is a predicted model, not a curated record.